This is a messenger RNA of Caretta caretta (loggerhead turtle), 3281 nucleotides long. RefSeq names its product StAR related lipid transfer domain containing 5 (gene STARD5). The record is from RefSeq and is a predicted model, not a curated record. Gene Ontology annotation, biological process: cholesterol import. Gene Ontology annotation, molecular function: cholesterol binding; cholesterol transfer activity. Lineage: Eukaryota; Metazoa; Chordata; Testudines; Cheloniidae.
GCUCGGCCCAGGCUGGCAGCGCCUAUCGGCGAGAGCCCGGCCCCCUGUGGGCAGGGGCUCCUCCGGCCGGCCCGGCGCAUCGCCGCACCCGGGCCCGGCGCUCGCCAUGGCUUACCAGGAGCGGGUCCGCUCGCUGGCGGACACCGUGCAGCUCUACCGGAAGGACCCGAGUGGCUGGCAGAGCUGUAAGCGCACGAAUGAAGUUUCAAUUUAUUGGAGACCAUCAACUGAGUUUUCUGGCAACAUAUACAAAGGAGAUGGAAUAGUCUCUGCAAGUCCUGAGGCUGUCUGGGAGUGCUUAAAACCAGAAGCUGGUGGACUUAGAACAAAAUGGGACCAAAAUGUGAAGGACUUUGAGCUGAUUGAAACUAUUAGUGAUACUAUCUCUAUAUGCAGAACUAUUACCCCAUCAGCCUUCAUGAAGAUUAUUUCUCCAAGAGAUUUUGUAGAUGUGGUGCUAAUUAAGCAGUAUGAAGACGGGACUAUAGCAUCUGCUGCAACCAAUGUGGAACAUCCACUCAGUCCUCCCCAACCCACAUACGUUAGAGGGUUUAAUUAUCCCUGUGGCUGUUUCUGUAUACCUGUUCCAGGGGUACCAGACAAGACCCAAGUCCUCACUUUCUUUCAGACUGAUCUUGGUGGCUAUCUUCCCCAGACUGUAGUGGACUCAUUCUUUCCGAGCAGCAUGGCUGGAUUUUACAGCAAUCUGUCCAAAGCGGUAAAGACAGUGAAAACUCGACCGGCAUUUUCUCAAAGGAAAUACGAGUCUCGUUGCUGAAACUUAGAAGGGAGGGUUCGAAAAGCUAUGAUUGGUGGCAUUACAGAUUAGAUUAAGAUAAAAAUGGAAGAAACGAUGGGAUCAGAAACCGACCUACAAUGCCUUUCUAACAAUAGAGAUAGGUAGGAAAGUUGAAGUGGGAACAGUUCCUUGUCUCAAAGUCCAUUUUUAAUAUAGGAUUUAUAAUUUUUGUACCUGCUUUUCUGUUUAAAAAUGCACUACCUUGUGAUACUGUAUUUUUGUAACUAUUAAAAUAAGUGACAUUAUUCCAGCAGUAUUCCAGAGGAAAUUCUGCUGCCCCCUCCUGGAGGAGAAGCCACACUUCAGGCCUGUUUAUGAUCAUACUUCAUCUGUGUAAACCAGGUUACUCCUGAGGGAAUUCUGCCCCAAAAAUUUAAAAUUCUGCGCUAAAAAAUUUCUGCACACAAUAUUUUAAAAUUCUGCAAGUUUUAUUUGUCAGACAAAUGUGGAGGCUCCAGCAUGGCAGUGGGGAGCACAGGUCACUUGCUGUCCAGCCUCCCUCCCCACUCCCAGGACACUGACUCGUGGUGAGGUUGCACCCAAUCCUGACACAGCACCAGGGCAGGGCCGGCCUCAGAAACACCCCAGGGCCCUGAUCCUCCAUGCCAGAUGUACCAGGUGUGGGGCAAGCAGGCUCAACCAGGCAGGAUCCAAGUGUGGAGGGGCUCGGUGUGGGGUGAGAGGGUUCUGUAUUGAACAAUCUGGAUGCACAGAGGCUCUUUGGAGGGGCGGUUCCAGGUGCAGGUGGUUGGGGCUCAGCAGCGGGUCUGGGUGUGGGGGACUCAGUGGGGGGGGGGAGUCUGGGUGCUGGAGGAGUGGGGCUUGGGGAUCCAGGUACAGCUAGCUGGGGUUCAGUGGGGUGGAGGUCUGUGGGGGGGCUCGUCAGGGGAUGCAGUUGCAGGGGGUGGUCUGGGUGCAGAGGUGGGGGUCUGGGUGCAGGGGUUUAGAUUCAGCGGGGUGAGGUUCAGGUAUGGAGGGCUCUGGGGCAUCUGGGUGUACGGGGUGAGGCUUGGGGGGGUCUGAGUAUGGGGGGUUCAAUACAGGGGGUUGGGCGGACAGGGGAGCAGCUCCCCGUACAGCGACCCUCCCCUGUGGCUGAGGAGCGAUGCUGGCAGGAAGCAGGAGAGGAUGCUGAGCUUCCUACAGCCAGGGAAGGUUUCUGGGGGUGGGUCUAGCAGCUGAUCCCAGGUCAGGGUAAGAGCCACUAUAGUGAUUUACCUCUCCAUGAACUGCUCCAGGUGCCUGAAAUGAUGUGCCUGCACUGCUAGGGAAGGGUGCGUGACCACUCUUGCAGCUUCCCUUUGCUUCCCUGUCAGAAAAUCAUUUUUCUGCGGGGAAGCAAAGAAAUCUGCGGGGGACAUGAAUUGUGCGCAGUGGUGCAGAAUUCUCCCAGGAGUGAAACCAGGAGCAGCUCUGCUGAAGUCAAUAUAGUUCCAUCAGUAUAAGUGAGAUCCGAGGGAGCCCUGUUAUAUCUCAGAUUCUACCUAAUGACCCAUAUGAAACAAUGUUCCUUUCUGAAGGGGGAAGCUAGCUCCUUUGCUGCUGACAUCAAUAUAGUUUGAGAUAUUAGAUUGGGACCAACCCCAAAAAUGGGAUAGACCACAAUGAAUUGGGUAGGUGAGAACCUAUGGACCCACUCAUUCUAGACUAUAAGGGCCUGAUUCAGCAUGCACUGAAGUUCGACUGAGUUCAGUGCUAAUGUUAAGCAUAUACUUAAGUGUUUUGCUGAAUCAGGGCCUAAUAUCCUCAACCAAUUCACAGAUCCCUGGGCCUUGUCCUCUCCCAUCAUCCCCUUUCUACCAAAAAAUUCUGAUUUACAAAAUGUCAUAAAUCAAACUGCACUGACAUGAUGGCAAUAAAUAAAGAGAUGUAUUAAAGUACUUUACUUGUCAUUUUUCUAACUGCAUUAGAAAUGAUCAUGCAUUUGAACAAUUUUCCAAUAUGUUGUUGACAGUGUUGUGAACUUGUGAAUCGUCCUUUCUGUAAAGUAUUGUGGACUAAUCUUGACUGACUUGUUCAUAAAAGUAAGACAUUCUUGUUUCCGUCUCCAAGACGGACACACCUCAGGGUAUAUCUUAGGAAAUCAGCUAUUUAUGUAAAAUACAGUGAUGUGUGCAGUCUUCAAAGGUAUUUAUAUAUCUGGUUACUUAGGUAAUGUCAGAAGUUAUUAUAAACAGCAUACUAUUCAUUUAUCCUUUUACAAAAGAAAAAAUGAUCAUUUGUGAUUGAGUUGGAAACAUGUUAAUCAGGUUGCAAUUGUAGUGCUUUUACUUUAUUAUGUAUUUAAUUAUGUUAAUACAUUUAAAUUUCUGUUCAUGUGUUGUGGUUUGUGGGACAUUUAUGUACAAAUAUUUCCACUGUAGUUUUUAAUGUAUGUAAUAGAAUUUUAGGGAAGGGGGGUUAAAUUUAGUUUCUUUUGUGACUGAGGCUUUUAAAACUUGCCAGUGGGAGUAGCAAAUUAAAUAAACUAUUUUCUGUUUCA